This is a messenger RNA of Anthonomus grandis grandis, 1657 nucleotides long. RefSeq lists its product as uncharacterized. Gene Ontology annotation, biological process: proteasome-mediated ubiquitin-dependent protein catabolic process; multicellular organism development. The coding region runs from base 171 to 1556 and encodes 461 amino acids. Gene Ontology annotation, cellular component: cytoplasm. The transcript is spliced from 5 exons. The record is from RefSeq and is a predicted model, not a curated record. Lineage: Eukaryota; Metazoa; Arthropoda; Insecta; Coleoptera; Curculionidae. Gene Ontology annotation, molecular function: ubiquitin protein ligase activity; ubiquitin conjugating enzyme binding.
UUACAUUCUGAUACCCGAUGGGAUGUUUGUAGUCGCUAAUGGACUAUAAUAAUGCGACGGUUUUUUUUUUGAAGUGAGUGAGAAAUAGUUUAGUUAUACGUCGGCGCGUUUUAAGUGGAUGAUGGGUGUAUACGUGACAAGGAUCCAUACUUAAAUAGUGAGAUAAAAAGAUGCAACCAGACAUCUCUUUCGAUUUCUUGGCUACACAGACCUGCACCAACUGCCAUCUGCCCGUCACUUGUGGCCCAGUUUACGUCAUCAAUGACUCAAGCAUAUUGUGCGGCAGAUGUCGUAUGACAGCCAAAGAUCAUUACAGAAACUAUGCCUACGAAGCCCUAGCCUCCUGUUUCUCAUAUCCGUGCAAAAACUGGGAAAGCCACUGUCCGGUCCAACUCAAAUGGAACGAAAGUCUGGACCACGAGCCGGACUGCGACUAUUCGGGCUGUUGCACCUUCUGCUGCCACCAUCCGGGGGCGUUCUUCAAAGGCAAAAGACAUUAUCCAGAAGACGAAAUCCGGAUAGCCCACGUACCGGAAAACCUCCUGGAGUACCUUGAGUGCGUCAUAUGCGGCUCGUAUCUGAACAGCACCCCAGUUUUCAUACAAUCAAACGGCCAAAACGUUUGCCAUAGAUGCGUGCACGCCAACGGUAACCCUCCCAACUGCAGAAGAAACUUAUCGUACGAGAGCUUCGGACAAAUAUUCCUGUUUCCUUGUGCUUACAGAUCAAGAGGUUGUCAGGAACGUCACCAGUACGGCUCGGCGAUCUGGAAACACGAGGCCAGAUGCCAGUACCGACCGAGCCUCACCAAAAGUGUCUCCUUACAAGAGGAACGCUUUACGCACCACCUGCUACCCCACAUGCGCCCCAUAUCAGAACAACCGAGGCUCCAACCGACAUUCGAAGACGACGAACCGCGACCGAGUGCCACCAGACCGAUCAAAGAGAAAGGACUGAUAAAAACGCAUUCCGGUCACAUCUGGGCCACCAUAACACCUCAGAAGGCUUUAUUCGCACCUCCGGAUGAGCACGACGAGCAACGGGACAUCAACAAGCAACUGAUCCAGUCCAUGGUGAAGAAACAGGGCAGACAGAUCCGGAGGGUGGACGAUAUCGGGGGCGAGAUGGGCAGAAGGAAUUCGGAAGCCGAAUCGAUUUCCACUAAUGAGUCUUUCAGCAUUAAAACCAGCGGAAAUAGUACGCCGGAUCCGCACCAUAUGUUGCCCAGGAGACCGUAUAUUCCCCCGGAGGAUUAUUUGGACAGUCGGCCGGGUUCUAGGGAGUCCGGAUACCAAACUGCGAUGCGAUAUCCCGAGUCGCCUGGAACCGAACCGGUUAGGGAGCAAUUUCCGGUGUUGUUUCCUCAUCAGUUGAACGACGGGUUGGAUUUGGGAAGGAGGACCUCCAAUAGAAUGGGGGAGCAGCCGAGGGUGUCCAAAAGGGAUAGUGGUGCCGGAAAGUCUUUACUGAUCAACGAGCUGAAGUUGCGUCAAGAUAUGAUCAAGAGAACCCAUUCUAUUAAAGGGGCUGAGGGUGGAAAGAGUACUUGGAUGUAACAAUUUUUUGAGGAUAUUAUGUUACUAUAAUGAGAUUCUUAUCUUAUCUGUAAGUAGUUAAUGAAAUAAUUUGUUGUGUUUUAAUAAAAAUGUUGUUGUUU